AUGGAUCAUGCUCAACCAAAUCGUUCAUGGAUGUACGAUACGUGUCAUAGAGGAAGAGGUGCUUUGAAAGAGUCUUUUGUAGUGGGUGUUGAAGAGUUUAUAAGUAAAGCUUGUGAACAACAACGUUAUCGUAGAGAUGGGGGUCUUCGAUGUCCAUGUUUAAAGUGCGAUUGUACAAAGAUUCUGCACGAAAGAGUUGUGAAGGUUCACCUUUACAAGAACGGUUUCAAGCCUAAUUAUUUCAUUUGGGAGGAUCAUGGGGAAAUAAUGCCAGAAGAUCAUGUACAGAAUCAUGACAGUUCGAUGGCUGUAGAGACGGAAGGUGGUCAAAUUAACCAAUUUCAAACAAUAGAAGACAUGGUGCAUGAUGCUCUUAGGCAAAAUGAGUCGUGGCAAGCAUCUACUUCUAAUAAUAUUGAAGAGGCUCCGAAUGAAGAAACACAAAGGUUUUUUAAUUUUUUGUUGGAUGCAAACCAGUCGUUGUAUGGAGGAGCAUCAGACUCGAAAUUAUCAAUGUGUGUCAGACUAUUAGCUUGCAAGUCAAAUUGGAAUAUUCCUAACCAAUGCAUAGAUUUUAUUGCAAAAAUGGUUAUGGAUGCAACACCCAUCAAAUCAGGUUUGCCUAAAACAUACUACGAUGCAAAAAAACUACAAAGAAUGUAUGCCUCAACACAAACUGCAGGACAAAUGACAUGGCACUAUCAGAACAUGUCGUCGAAUGGUGUUUUGCGUCAUCCAUGCGAUGGAGAGGCUUGGAAGCACUUUGAUAGAGUAUAUCCUGACUUUGGUAUCGAGCCACGCAAUGUACGACUCGGUUUAUGCUCUAACGGUUUUAACCCAUAUGUACAGGCAUCAAAUAUACCAUAUUCAUGUUGGCCAGUUAUUGUGACCCCUUAUAAUCUUCCUCCAGAAAUGUGCAUGUCUAAACCUUACAUGUUCUUGACAUGUCUCAUUCCCGGGCCAUUCAAUCCAAAGGUUGGCAUAGAUGUGUACUUAGAGCCAUUGAUAGACAAAUUGAAGAAGCUGUGGAUGGGUGUGAUGACAUAUGAUAUUUCAAGGAAACAAAACUUUAUUUUGAGGGCCAUGCUAAUGUGGACAAUUAAUGAUUUUCCUGCUUAUGGUAUGUUGUCCGGCUGGAGCACUCAUGGUAAACUGGCAUGCCCACAUUGCAUGGAGCAUACAAAGGCUUUUAGAUUAUAUCAUGGGGCAAAAAAUUCAUGGUUUGACUCCCAUUGGAGGUUUUUACCGAAUGACCAUGCUUUUAGGAGGAAUAAGAAUGCUUUCAAGAAGGGGGAAGUGGAGAUGGAUAACGCACCACCAUAUCUUACGGGACCAAAAGUUUGGAAUAGAAUCAAUGGUUAUCCUAAAUAA
Messenger RNA from Vigna angularis (adzuki bean), 1371 nucleotides. RefSeq lists its product as uncharacterized. The transcript is spliced from 2 exons. The record is from RefSeq and is a predicted model, not a curated record. NCBI's taxonomy places the organism in Eukaryota, Viridiplantae, Streptophyta, Magnoliopsida, Fabales, Fabaceae. The coding region runs from base 1 to 1371 and encodes 456 amino acids.